UUCUUGGAAGCUAAUAGACUCCACAGCAUAUAAGGAGUUGGAUAUGGAGCGGCGGAGUAAGAAGGCGACUCCACCUGCUUCCUUCACUGGUUAUACUGAAGCAGGGCAAUCGUUGGAUCUUCCUCUGCAAACUACUUGAAGAUUGGUAAUACUGUAAAGAGUAUAAUAUGAUUUUCAACUUGUGCUGCUUUGGUGCGAGGAAAAGGCCUCAUGGAGAUUUUGCUGAAAUUUCAAGUGAAAAGAAGCUUAGGCUUUUCUCUUACAAUGAACUGAAGUUGGCAACCCAAAACUUCUGCUUGAGCAAUAAGAUCGGCCAUGGGGGUUUUGGAAGUGUUUACAAGGGAGUUCUUAGAAAUGGCACAGCAGUAGCUGUGAAGGUCCUGUCUGCACAAUCAAAGCAAGGAGUGAAUGAAUUCUUGACCGAGAUUGAUGUGAUCACAACUAUCAAUCAUCCAAAUCUCGUUCGUUUAGUCGGCUGUUGUGUGCAAGACACGAACCGAAUUUUGGUUUAUGAGUAUGUGGAAAAUAAAAGCCUUGAUCAUGCAUUGUUAGGUUUGAAUAGUGAAAAAUAUAAAUUGAAUUGGGACAAAAGAGCUGCAAUUUGUAUUGGAAUUGCUAAAGGUCUCUCAUAUCUCCAUGAAGGAGCCGGAUUACAAAUAGUCCACAGAGACAUUAAAGCAAGCAACAUUCUUCUUGAUAAGAAUUUUCUUCCUAAAAUUGGUGACUUUGGUCUGGCCAAGCUAUUUCCUGAUAAUGUUAGUCAUAUCGUCACGCGUGUUGCUGGAACAACUGGUUAUUUGGCUCCUGAGUAUGCAAUGCGAGGACAAUUAACCAAGAAAGCUGAUACAUAUAGUUUUGGUGUGCUUAUACUCGAGAUUAUAAGUGGAAAGAGUAGUUCCAAGCCUUAUUUGUAUGGGAAUGAUAAGCUUCUGCUGGAAUGGACAUGGGAGCUAUAUGAACUAGAAAAUCUUUCAGAGUUAAUUGAUCCGGUUCUCGGACAUUACCCUCAAGAAGAGGUCCUCAGAUAUAUCAAAGUUGCUCUGUUCUGCACCCAAGCUGCAGCAGGAAGAAGACCUUCCAUGUCUCAAGUCUUACAAAUGCUAUGUAAACCUGUAAGACUCAAAGAGAAAGAAAUAACAAAGCCUGGACUAAUCCCAGAACUAAAAUCCAAUUCUUCUACAUCUCCAGUUUCCAUUCCUCGGUUCACUUUUAGUCCUCUUACUUUCACUGAAAUGUUUCCAAGGUGAUUUCUUACAGUGUCUUCCAAUAUGAGUUGGGAAAUGCAGUUUUGUCAGCCAUAUAAUUAUAUAUUUUGUUCCGUUAUGGGCCCUCUUUAAGUUUUACAGCUAUGUAUAUAAAGAUCAAUAAGAAAGGAUAUUUUCAGAAAGUUGUUUUGAUGCCUAUAGAUUUUUGGUUGAAUUGUUUCUGGCUAAACAACAAGAGGUCAGGCUCAAAUC
Molecule: messenger RNA, 1457 nt
Organism: Phalaenopsis equestris
Lineage: Eukaryota; Viridiplantae; Streptophyta; Magnoliopsida; Asparagales; Orchidaceae
Product: putative serine/threonine-protein kinase
Exons: 7
Coding region: 168-1247 (359 amino acids)
Biological process (GO): protein phosphorylation
Molecular function (GO): ATP binding; protein kinase activity
Source: RefSeq, a predicted model, not a curated record